AUGAAUCGCUUCAGGACAAAGAAGAGGGCGAAGGACGACCUUGCGGCCGGUCGCUCGAGCGAAGAGUCGGAGCACGCGUCGCUCUCGUUCUUCCGGAAGGGUAAGAAGGCACAGCAGGAGGAGGUCAAGAAGGAGUUUGAUCUCGCCAAUGCCCUGCCGUCGGACGAUAAUUUUCGAACCAGCUUGUUGAUGAGCAACCUCUCGGCCCGCUUCUCCAUGCUGAGGGAACAGGAUGAUCCGAAUACCAAGAUUGGGAAGGCUAGCGAUGACAGCGUCCUUUAUCCUAAGCGACAAUCACGACUGGCCGAUUUUGGAUAUGGGGGAGUUGGCGGUCUUACCGACAUUGCCGAGGUUGAGUCUAUAAGGGGUCACAACUUCCUUCGCACAACCUCGGUGGCGUCCGACGACCCGGACUCGGGAGCCGGAGCAAGCGUUCUGACCCGCGCCCGACCCACCGAGGGUAACAAUCUGUUCGGCGGAAGGCAGAAGAUCUACAAGAUUCCGGCUAACUCCGGAGGCGGCCUGAGCGGCCGAGCCUUGUACGAGGAUGACGUCGCCACGUCUGCCUUUCAGCGUUGGAGGCUGGCCGAGAAGGAGAGAACUUUGGCGCUCCAAAGCGACGCGGAGCAGGAUGGAGCGGAGGAAGAAUCUGGGAACGCUCGCCCCGAAUCCCCUCCUCCCAUGGGCUAUAACCGCAAGCGCGAGACGUCAUCUACCACAUCUUCCGCUUCCAACAUGGCCCGCAACUCCACCGCUGCCACCUCAGUCACCUCAAAGGAUGGACACUCAGCGCCAACCGUGGCAACGUCGGCCAUCGCCUCCAUCCCCGAGCGAAGUGUUACCAGGACUCGGCGGCUUUAUGAGCAGGGCUUCAACCAGGACGUGUCCGAGAAUCAGAGCUCGGUACUAUCGCGGAUCGAAAACCUAACUCGCCCCCGCCCGUUCGCAAACACGGCGGAGGGCAACCGGGCGAUCCUCACCAAGGCGAGUGCACCAAAUCUGAGGUCGAUGAGUCCGGCCUCCACUGGUCGGUCAACCGGCCCUCUCAAUUUAGGGAGCAAGGUGCAAACAGAGGCCGAACCCGGCAGUCUAGGCGGUUUACCUCCUCUGAGCCCGCCCGUCAGCGAAAGCGGCGAACAGCCAAUGCCAUCUAUUGUUCCCAAGGAUGUGGGCAAGUCAACAGCAAUGGGUAUUUUCCAGAAGUCGUCGCAACCCUACGAUGAGUCCCAGUAUGUCCAACGGCAACUUCAACUUCAACAGGGCCGAGAAGCCCCAACACAGAGGCACCGAGCGGGAACCAGUGACCAAAGCGUGCACAACUUCCAAGACCACGCCACAAGCUCGACGACUAUCACAGCUCGACCGGCAUUGCCAGAUACAAGGCUCCCCCCAACCCCUAUUACCGACACGGAAAUCACGGAGUCAACAACCGCGGUCAGCCUGGCUGGACUAUCCGUGCCGGUCGAAAUUGACAUCGAGCGACCUUCGGACAAAGACCAUCCGGCCUUCAGGCAAUCUGCCUUGCCAACCCCCUUGUCCAUCGGCGGGAGGAUCAGCAGAGAUCCCUCUCCCGUUCCUAAGCCCAAAGUUUCGACGGCUAGUGCCGAGCAACCAUCGCCAGAUGACUCUCCAACACUAGGUCCAGCUGCAGGUCUCAGUGGACUCGUCCGUCAGCACCUCCGUACAGAGAGUGUUGAUUCAUCGCUGGGCGGUGCAGGGGUAGAUAUCUCCGCCCCCGAGUCCCGUUUUAAACUCGAUUCGCAAGACCCAUCAGCUGCUUCUGAACUUGGUCUUGGGGCAAGUCUAAGCCCCUGGCCAUCUUCCGAUCAAGACUGGGUCCGCUCCGUCCCCGGGAAGCCUGCGGAACCAACACCGAAGAUACCGGAGGGGGAGAUCCAAGCUAAGCGGGAGGCCACGGAGUCCGAGACGCCCAAUCAAACCAGCACCGCCACGGAUGACGAGACGGACGAGUUUGCUAAUCAGCUUGCCAACGCUCGCCGCCGGGUCAGGGAGAAGCUGACCUCAUAUGUCGAAUCGGACAGCAGCAGAGCUCCGUCUCCGCUGUUGAUGCCAACGGACUCGCCUAGUCUGUCGGCACAGUCCUCGAACGCCCUUGGCAUACUCAAGCCAAAGUCAAGCCGAGGAUCCCUCAUCGACCGCUCGCGUAACAUGGUACACGGCCAGUCCAAGGGUCUCAAGAUCCUGGGUCUUGGUGGAGCAACAGUGAGUGCCCCGCCGCAGCCUGGCGGCAACCCCUCCUUUGAGGAAAAGGACACAGGGAACAAGGACGAGGACAGCAACGCUCACCCGGGGCUCAAGGCGUUCCGACAAGCCCGACGAGAAUUGCAGAGGCGAAAGGAGCUUGAGAUGCUCGCUCGACACCAAAGGGAGCAGACCUUGCAGUCCGCAGACGAGUCCCUGGACCAGCGAAAUGGCGUGCACUCGGAGGCUAGGGCAGACCGGGGACCACAGCCACGACAGCGGACGCCCAGCAGGGAGAGGAGGUUGCCUCCGGUGACCUACCGGCAACGGCCGCCCAGCGACGAGGGUAGCUACAAGUCUCCAGGCGGAACGCAACCAUCUGGUGAACGGUCCAGGAGCGGUUCCGAAACGAGUGGAGGGCGGUCGAGCAGCCGGCCGCCCCGUCUGCGAACCAACACCAACACGGGGCAGUAUGAACAACUUGGACCGCCCAAUUCCGGACGGCCUAUGAUGCGCUCUCCAGGGCUGCCCGGGACAGACAUAAAAGGCUCUCCGAUGAUGCCGCCGUAUCCGUAUCCCAGCCGCGGAGCGCCUUCACCCGCAUCGUCUCCCCAUCCUGAUCGCUCAAGACAAGGGGCGAACCUCGCUCUGCACACUGGGCGACCAGGACUGGAUCCGCAUUCAGGUCAACCAUCUCCCAUCUCGCCCAUGGGACUACCCUCACCAGCCCCUUACACGAUGGGUCCUUCGGGAUCUCCGGUUGGCACCCCCACGUCGCUUGGGCCUCGACCGCGAGGUCCAUCAGCCUCGCAUUCACCGGCCUUGGGACCGAUGAACGGCGGUAUGCCCGGCCCGGUCAGACGGCCUGUUGACAAGAGGGAGAUAUCGGACCCCACGUUUGUCAUGUCAUCAAGCAGGGUCCAUGCGACAACGCUGCCGCACCAUUCUCAACACCACCCGCCGCCCCUACAUUACCCCCCACCCCCGCACCAGCCUCCUCCCAUGAUCCCGAAUAUGGGUGACGGCGCCCGUCCGUACGGCGGGCCGAGGUCUCGUUCCAACAGCCGUGCGGCAGGCUCCGCGCCACCGGUGCCGCCCAUCAAUCCCCGCCGCAGGCGCGACGACUCCCGGACGCGGGCCCUUCAAGAAGAGGGCGAAACGACAGCUUUCCGGGUGCCAUUCUCCAACCAAGCAGCGCCCGGUAUGGACCAUGGGGCCGGCAGCGACGAUGAGGGAGGUAACAGAACAGACCAGCGACGACGGCUGCGGAAACCCCACCCGAAUACUCUACAGGGCCCCAGUUCCAGACAUUUCACCGGAUCUGGGAGGCCAAGAGACGACAGCCCGCCGUUAGUGGCCAAAGGGCCGCCGGUGAGCCGGACCGUGGCGACGUCCGAUAUGGGGGGUGUUCCGGGUGGUAUGUUUUGA
Parathielavia appendiculata is the source of this 3630-nucleotide messenger RNA. RefSeq lists its product as uncharacterized. Lineage: Eukaryota; Fungi; Ascomycota; Sordariomycetes; Sordariales; Chaetomiaceae. The coding region runs from base 1 to 3630 and encodes 1209 amino acids. The transcript has 2 exons. The record is from RefSeq and is a predicted model, not a curated record.